AUGUCAUAUGACUUAAAUAUUCAAUGGCCAUGUAAUGAUUUUCAACAAAAACCUACCACUCAAGAAUUAACUACACUCAAAAAUACAAUAAUCACAAAUUUACAAGUUGGCAAAACUCAUCAAGUAUUAAAUUUCACAAUCAAUGAAACAAUCAAAAUUCCACUAAAUGAUGCCACUAAGAUAAAUCCUUUACCAAUUAAAAAACUACUAGAAGAAUUAGGACCGAAAUUUCCUCUGUUGAAAUUAUUUUCAAGAAUCACUAUUCAGCUAUCAGAACCUUCAAAAUUACAAGGAUUGAGUAAAUUAAACAAUUAUUAUGAUAUUAUAGCUAUUCAACCUUUAAGUGAAAAAACAUUACAACAAGCUGUAUUAAGUAUAGAAUGUGAUUUGAUAAGUCUUAAUUUAGGUUCAAAAUUCCCAUUUUUUUUAAAGUUUAAAACUAUUGGUACUGGAAUUCAAAAGGGUAAAAAAUUUGAAAUUUGUUAUAGUCAAUUGAUUGGAGGUUCUUCAGGUUAUAAUGACAAUAUUAGUACGAACUUGAUCAAGAAAAAUUGGUUCAAUAAUGUAUUACAAUUAAUCAGAAGUUCAAGAUCAAGAGGGUUAGUAGUUUCAAGUGGGGCACAAAAUGCAUUACAAAUUAGAAAUAAUAAUGAUAUUUUAAUAUUGCUAAGUACGUUGGGGUUAGACAAAAGUAGAGCUAAAAGUUGUAUAACAACAAAUCCAGAAAAUGUAUUGAUUAAUGGGAGAUUGAAAUUAAAAUCUUAUAAACAAACUAUAGCUAUAGGUAAUGAAGAUAUAAUCGAUAAUGAUUUGGAAGAUUUAGAUAAAAAAAGUAAUUUGGCCGGUUACAAGAGAAAAUUCGAUGAUACUUCAACAGGUAAACUAUUGAAAAAAGCUAAACGUAAUUAG
Lodderomyces jiufengensis is the source of this 909-nucleotide messenger RNA. RefSeq names its product RNA-binding RNA processing protein (gene RPP1). Gene Ontology annotation, biological process: tRNA processing. NCBI's taxonomy places the organism in Eukaryota, Fungi, Ascomycota, Pichiomycetes, Serinales, Debaryomycetaceae. Bases 1 to 909 code for a protein of 302 amino acids. Gene Ontology annotation, molecular function: RNA binding. Gene Ontology annotation, cellular component: nucleolar ribonuclease P complex. The transcript has a single exon. The record is from RefSeq and is a predicted model, not a curated record.